Molecule: messenger RNA, 441 nt
Organism: Aspergillus calidoustus
Lineage: Eukaryota; Fungi; Ascomycota; Eurotiomycetes; Eurotiales; Aspergillaceae
Source: the annotation of a GenBank genome assembly
AUGUCUCCCAAAGGGAAGCCUUCUUUCUUUCAACACAGAUAUCCGUCUCUCCCUGCUGCUCCAAGCCUGCUUGGAACCGUGGCAGAUGAACCCAAAAAGCCUCUCCGCAUGCCAGAAAUCCAUCCUCAUCGUCAUAAAAUCACAAGGCACACGGUGCGAUUUGAGCAGUCACCCCAUCGUGUGGAAGCAUAUCCUCAGCAAGCCGCAGAGUCCGGCCUUUAUCAAAUGCUCAAACUCGAUUUAUCGCAACACAAACUCAAAGCCGCUGUUAAUGUUGGCGAGACCUGCGGAUCUCACCUAGGGAAUCGCCCAAGCAUAGGUCGCACUCAACGGUUGAGUCCUCCAGUAUUCUGGAGCCUGUCAUCCGUUGGACCCUUUCUGGCCUGGAACACUGAUCGAGAGAGAUAUCAUCCGGAGCGGGUUGAACCUAAGCUCAAAUAA